UUGGGCCAGGCACGAACUUUCGCUUUCCUAUCCAGCGACCGAGCAAGCAGCUGCAAAAACCUUCGGUUUGCACCGUGGCUGCACCGCCUACCAGCCGUCAUCGGUAACUUAUUUAGUCCACAAUGGGAAGCAACAUUUACUCCCAGUCUGCGUAUGUCGAUUCCGAUCUCAUUGAAGAUGAGGAACUUGCUCCUCCACGACCGCGACGGGACCUUGGGGACUUCAAAUACAAAUCUGAUAAGCGUGCCAGGGCAAGUGGAACUCGACACUACUAUUACAACAAGCAACAAUUGCAAGACGUCGCCGAACGUACAGUUCAGUUGGUGCCUAUCCGACUUGAUCUCGAGGUUGAGGGAGUCAAACUACGAGACCAGUUUACGUGGAACUUGAAUGAAACAUUAAUCACCCCAGAGCAAUUCGCGCAGCUGCUUGCAGAUGAUUUUGAUACACCAUACGCACUGCAAUUCGUCCCUCUCAUUGCGGAAGAAAUUCGGAGACAGGUGCAAAAUUAUGGUGCAGCGGUGGAAGAGGAUCCGACCGCUGAUGGGAAGCCCCGAAUAAAGGAUGAUGAAGCGGAUGAGACAGAUUAUGGAGAAAUCAGGAUUAUCAUAAAGCUUGACCUGCAUGUGGGAACAUUGCAUUUGAGAGAUCAAUUUGAGUGGCCGGUAUUUUCAACCUCGUCUAUAACGCCAGAAGAGUUUGCGAAACAAUUAGCGGCGGAUUUAGGAGUUGGUGGUGAAUUUGUUCCAGUGAUCGCGCAUGCCAUACGGGAACAAGUCUGUUUGGCGAGGAUGAAUUGGGAUGAUGCCACACCUGCUCCCCCAAUGCGUGGACGACCCUUCCGACCAGAGAAUAUUGAAGAUGAUUGGGAACCGGAGCUCAGGGAGUUGACCGAGCAGGAGAUCGAGCGAAUCAUGCGAGAGAGAGAGAGGAGCACCCGCCGCUUGCGUCGACAAAACAGACAAAUGGGUCGAACUGCCGCAUCAUACCAACGUCAUGAAACACCGCCAGUUUAUCGCGAUCGGAGUACACGAUCCGCUCUUACACCCUAUAGCAACACAAGGACCUCUCACCGUACCUAUCAGCCUGCGAUGGAUCCUCCUCCUCACCAGCCACCACCCACGCAGCAAUACAUUACCUACUCUUUCGCUCUUCCUUCCACUCCAUCUGUCCGCACCAAUGGAAGUCAACCUUUACACCCCGGAACGGCACAAUCUGCGAUAGAAAAUCAUGUGCCACCAGCUGUCCCUCUAACGGCGACGUCCGGUACUGUCACUACUUCAGAUUCGCUGGGUGCAAGCAUUCUUGCACUAGCCACGCCAAGUGUCCCCCCAAUCGAGACGCGAUUCACACCAGCAGCAUAUGGCCCUACGCAGAACACUCCACGCAAAUCACCCAUCAAAGCAAAGCAGAAUCAGUUUAUUAACGACCAUAUGUACUUUGCAAAGCAGCUGCAAAUGAUGCAAUGCAACAUAGAUGAGAUAGACAAACAGAAGCGGCAGCUCACUGAAGGCUCUCCGCGGAGAAACUCGACUGAUUUCCGCGCAAGCUGGCGUUGUCUCUGGUGCGGACUUUCCGGAAUGUACACUCCAACACUACGUAGAGGACCGAAGGGGAAGCACACACUUUGCAACGCAUGUGGCAUUUGGUUUUCCAAGCACGGUGCCAUGCCACAGGAGCGCUUUCAGGAGCACAUGCAUGCAUAUUGACACAUGUUGAUGUGAAGAGCAUGCUAUUCGCUUGGGAAAGGAAGCUUUCGUGCCAGGAAAUUUUAAUCAACAUUGCAAACUUGGCUCACCGAUCCCGGCAUGUACAAAAGUACUAUAACUAUAGAUACAGUAAAUAAUUAACGACCAAAGCCUGAAAACUCAUGAUGGAAUUGCUAAUGUCCAGCUGCUGAUAUCUAUAUUCAAUGGUUGAAUCUACAAACAAGCAAACUGU
Messenger RNA from Spizellomyces punctatus DAOM BR117, 1941 nucleotides. RefSeq lists its product as uncharacterized. The record is from RefSeq and is a predicted model, not a curated record. Lineage: Eukaryota; Fungi; Chytridiomycota; Chytridiomycetes; Spizellomycetales; Spizellomycetaceae. Gene Ontology annotation, biological process: chromatin remodeling; regulation of transcription by RNA polymerase II. Gene Ontology annotation, molecular function: sequence-specific DNA binding; transcription coregulator activity; zinc ion binding. Gene Ontology annotation, cellular component: nuclear chromosome; nucleus. Bases 123 to 1709 code for a protein of 528 amino acids. The transcript has 7 exons.